This is a messenger RNA of Brenthis ino (lesser marbled fritillary), 951 nucleotides long. Lineage: Eukaryota; Metazoa; Arthropoda; Insecta; Lepidoptera; Nymphalidae. The record is from the annotation of a GenBank genome assembly.
AUGGCAGGUCGAGGUGAAAGAGGUGUAUCUAGAGUCUUGGAUAAACUAGAAGCAUCAGUUAAUUCGGGUCAAUAUUAUGAAGCACAUCAAAUGUAUAGGACUCUUUAUUUUAGGUAUCUCGGCCAAAAAAAAUAUUCAGAUUUAUUAAAUCUGCUGUAUAAGGGUUCAUCGCUUUUAUUACAACGUGAUCAACAAGGUAGUGGUGCAGAUUUGGCAAUUCUUUUAAUAGAUGUUUUAACGAAAUCAGAAACAAAACCUUGUCAUGAGUGGAUAGAGAAAAUAGCAAAGUUAUUUGAAAUGAUGAAUUCUAGUAUCCCUGAGCGUGAAAUGUUUCUUACAAAUGCAGUAAAAUGGUCAAUGGAUAGUAGUAAGAAGGGUCAUCCCUUACUUCACAAAAAAAUUGCAGAAGUGUAUUGGCAUGAAAAGAAGUAUACAUCAGCACAUAGACACUUUUUACAUUCAAGUGAUGGAGCAGCAUAUGCUAAUAUGUUGAUUGAGUUGCAUACAACAAAAGGGCUAAAGUCGGAAAUUGAUCUGUUUAUAGCACAGGCUGUAUUGCAAUGUCUCUGCUUGCGUAACAUACAAAUGGCUACAGAAGCUUUUAAUAAGUACACAGGAUCACAUCCAACCAUAAAAAAUGACAAAGGGCCACCAUAUUUAUUCCCACUACUAAAUUUCCUAUGGUUUCUGCUACGAGCAAUUGAGCAGAAACAUGUUAUUCAAUUUAAAAUUUUAAGGAACUGCUAUGCUAUUAGUAUAAAGCGUGAUCCUAAUUAUUCGGUUUAUUUGGAUACUAUUGGUCGCAUUUGGUUUGGUAUUGAAAUACCUCAAGACAGAAAUCAAAAUUCAGUAUUUGGUGGACUUCUAAAAUCUAUAAUAGGUGAUGUUGAAAUUGAUACAUCAGAGGAUGAAGGAGACUAUUUAAGCAGUGUUUCAGCUCCCGAUUUAGAU